Messenger RNA from Doryrhamphus excisus (bluestripe pipefish), 2537 nucleotides. NCBI's taxonomy places the organism in Eukaryota, Metazoa, Chordata, Actinopteri, Syngnathiformes, Syngnathidae. The record is from RefSeq and is a predicted model, not a curated record.
CUCACAGAGCCAACCUUCCUCUGAGAGAGCACAACAAACCUGAUCAAACAUGCCACACCCCUUCCGGGACAUUUUAAUUACACGAGUUUGUAAAGUUCAUAAAUAACACACAUCCUGGUAUUUCUCUCACAUUUAUUUUCACCAAUAAUCUAUAAUCUGUGUCUUAAUAACCAAAACGUCAUCAGAAUGAAAUGUAAUAUACAGUAUGUGUCUUUUAUUGUGAAAGCCGGAAGUGAAGUACGAGCGUCAUCUGGAGGUGCGGCAGGUACAUUUAAGUCUUCACAUACCAGACACACACGUUGACAACAUGCUAAUGAACGCCGGGGAGUGAAAUAAGAACGUUUUUUGACGACUGGAAGUUUUGUUUCAGUAUUUUUGAGGAAGGUGGUCAUUUUGAAAGUCGAGGUCUUCCAGCAGGGCUGAGAGUGGAAAGGAAAAACUCAAGAGUCGUUUCUCACUCCAAAGCAUCGACUCAUAGAGGCGGCUCUUUGCCAGUGGCGUCACUCAUAGAUUGAAUCAGGUCAGAAUGUCGGAGCCUGCAGAGCUGCUGCUGAUCAAAGACCAGUACGAACUGGCCUUCCACUGUCUAAGCCGUGGCCUGUCCCUGGAGGAGGGUGGCGACCAGGCCAAGGCUGAGGAGUACUACCGGAAAGGUCAACAGCACCUCAUACAGGGGCUGGGGAUACCCACCGGGGGUCCACGUCAGAAGGGGCCUGUGUGGGACCGAGCCAGAGAGCUGCAGCAGAGGAUGAAGGGCACACUGGAGACCGUCGGCAAGCACAUCUCUGACCUCGAUGCCUCGCUCACUCCCCCUCCUGGCCAGAGGCAGCGACUGCUCAUGGAGCUGACCCCCAGCCUUUAUCCACUGCUGCCCGCCCACAGCCCCCUCCAGCACCUGUACCCGUCUAUACCUCCUGCCUCUCAGGGACCUGCCGCUGCUGCUCCUGCUGCCGUCGCCGACCCAAACACACUCCCGCCGCUCCCGGCGAGGAGAACACAACCCACCAUGUCUGACCCCCAAGCUCAGCCUCCGGCGUACACCCCUCAACCCGCAGACGGCCACCACAGCCUAGCACACACUCCAGCGCCAGGGGAGUGGAGCGGAACCGAACUAGAGAAGAGAAACGAGCUGCUGUUGAUCCCCGCGGGGGUGCAGAUGUUCUUUGUGGCCCCCAGUGGGCAGGUGAGCGCUCUCUCUCACCCCGGAUACCUCCGCAUUGUCACGUUUGAACCCCAGCACCAGGAUCCACCCGAUGGACGGGGGCCUUUCUUUCUGGAUGUGUGCGGCUGGUUGUACUCACUCAGCCCGCAUAUGCCGGUGCUGCUGGCCACCUCCGAGAUCUUCAUGUUCCCGGACACUUUGGCACCUGUGCCAGGCGCCUUCGUCGGCAUCGUGCUGUCAUCACAGCUUCCCGCUGCUGACCGGGAGGUGUUUGAGGACCUCAUGAAGCAGCUGACAGACUUCAGGGUGCAGAGUCCAGACGGUGUGGGGUCAGGGGUCAUCAGCCUGAGUGAAACGAUACCCCUCGGCCCCCAGGUGGUGUUGCCGGGGAAGGACAAAGCACCACUUCCUACUUGGAGUGAGAAGAUGGGCGAGGGAAUCUUGUCAGGGGCAUCUCGUUUGGGUCACGGCUUGGUCAGAGGGGCAGAGGCCACCACUAGGGCCAUUAACAAGGGGGCACUGAAAAUCCGGGACCGCCUCACGCCAGAGGACACCCCCUCCGAGGUCAGCCCGCACGUCUCCAGAAGCUUGCAGGUGGCCAAACAGGCCACAGACGGCGCCGUCCGCGUCAGCAAUUUCUUGGUAAACGGAGUGAGCACGGUGGCGGAACACAUAGCAGAGAAGAUGGCCCCUCACAUGAAGAAACACAGUGCCAAGUUGAUUCCAGAGUCCAUGAAGGGCAAAGAGGGGGAACCUUCUAACCUGGAGGGAGCCAAGUUUGUGGCGCUCAGCAGCCUUCAAGGUUUCUCUGCCGUGUGGACCAGUUUGGAGACGGGAGCAAAGCUCAUCGGCAAAAGUGUCACAUCGGAGACAGUGCAGACGGUGACGUACAAGUACGGUGAUGAUGCAGGCCAAGCCACAGACACGGCUCUACAUUCGGUGACCAACGUCGCCGUGACGGCGCACAACAUCGACAAUUUGGGCAUCAAAGCCAUCAUGAAGACGACGGGCAAGGAGGCGGCCAAGGCCAUGUUCAAAAGGUCGGACGGAAAGAAUGCAGACGGCCGGCAGGAGACGGCCACACCUGAACAGGAAGUAGCCAAGGACACAGCCGAUAAAGAUGUGAAGAAGAAGACGGUGGAAGAGGGCAAAAAAUAGUCUUGCCUCUAACCCUCUUAACCUUUUUCUGACUUUUAUGAAGAAGGAAAUAAUCGAAGUUGAGGUAGAAUACUACUAUUGUCUGAUUUUGUCUUUCAUGAUGAUCCUCCCUUUUACACAACAUAAUUAUUUUAAAAAAAUCACUAGGCACAGUAGAGGCAGUACACAUGUUUAAUCUCAAGUGGGGAUCUCCAGCUGUCCUCUCUAGUCAAGCUAC